This is a messenger RNA of Scleropages formosus (Asian bonytongue), 467 nucleotides long. Its product is annotated as cholecystokinin-like. Lineage: Eukaryota; Metazoa; Chordata; Actinopteri; Osteoglossiformes; Osteoglossidae. The record is from RefSeq and is a predicted model, not a curated record. Gene Ontology annotation, cellular component: axon; extracellular region. Bases 79 to 456 code for a protein of 125 amino acids. Gene Ontology annotation, biological process: digestion. The transcript is spliced from 3 exons. Gene Ontology annotation, molecular function: neuropeptide hormone activity.
CUCACUCACUCACUCUCACACUCACUCACAUACUCACUCUCUCUUCUCAGCAUCUCGCACAGACAUCCCAAAGAAGCUAUGAACAGCGGUAUCUGUUUGUGUGUCCUGCUGGCUGCCCUGUCCAGCACCUGCCUGGGACGUCCACAUUACGCUUCGCCCCAGAAUGAGAACAUGCCCAGCCCCUCCCCUCAGGAGGAUGCAGGCAUAGCUAAGCACAUACGCCAUGCCCGCUCCGUGUCCCUCAACGAACAGAAGGACUUCUCCCAGCCAGAGGUGGCUGUAGACUCUGCUGUCAGCCUCAAUGAGCUGCUGUCCAGGCUGAUGUCGAGAAAAGGAACCAUUCGCAGGAACUCGACGGUGAACAGCCGGGCUGCCAGCAACCACAGGAUAAAAGAUUACCAGGGCUGGAUGGACUUUGGGCGCCGCAGUGCUGAGGAAUACGAAUACACCUCCUAAAGGCACCAGCA